Kwoniella botswanensis is the source of this 804-nucleotide messenger RNA. RefSeq lists its product as uncharacterized. The transcript is spliced from 3 exons. The record is from RefSeq and is a predicted model, not a curated record. NCBI's taxonomy places the organism in Eukaryota, Fungi, Basidiomycota, Tremellomycetes, Tremellales, Cryptococcaceae. The coding region runs from base 1 to 804 and encodes 267 amino acids.
AUGACCCACGCACCAUUCGCUCUAUUCAACUCUAACAAUCAAAACAACAACGCCAUGCCCUCGAGCUCGAGCUUCAAGGUGAAGAGGAAGAGGAUGUCCUGGGGUAUGGACGAGGAAGAGGCUUCCAAGCACAUGAGAGUCCGCUCACCCACCAUGCAAAACUCGUACCAACUCCCCGAGCUGAUGACAGACCAUUCCAACUCUGCAUCCGACGACGAUCAAAUGAUGGAUACAGAUAUGGACAUGGACAACGAUAAUGAUUGUCAUAUGGCUAUGGGACAUUCAGGUAUAAAUGCCCAUUCUCACCAAGAGCAAUCUCAUGCCAACAGCACAGAUCACUAUGUCUAUUCAUCUGGUGGAAGUGGUGGGUUCCUAUUUGGACCUGGAGCUGAAGAAGAUGAGUUGGAGUAUGAGAUGGAAAUGAUGGAUGAUAUGGGGGCAAGUCAGAUGAAAGCCUAUCCAUCGCUUACUCCUCAUCCAAACCCACAUCAUUUCUCCAACGCCUCACUUUCCUCUCACCAUCAACACUUGCCUUCUAACACAAAUUUCAGACCUACCUCACCUUUAGCUGCUCAAGCUUUCUCCCAAUCAUUACCGGCACCAAGGAACGGCUUACUUCAACCUUCCUAUAACGGUCCUCUACCCACCAAUGCAAGUGAGAUUGAGAAAGCACGAAAUAUCCAUGGACCUCACUGCAAGUCUAUCCCUAAAUUGGUGAUGUCCGAAUACCCCGAUGCGGCAACUGGUCGAAGGAGUAUGUGGAGCGUCUGUGGUGAUUGUGGAGCUUGCGAGAUGGCUCAAUGA